AUGUGCCGCGAUUUAGCCUUGGACUCUUCUUCUGCCCUAACGUUUUCCCUUCUGGAUUCUUCUGUGGUUGAUCGAGAACUAUCAACAGUUUUGGGAGGGGGAAUAACUGAUUGGAUAUCCGACUUAAGGAUUUCUAUCUACAAUGUCAACUCUGACACUUCUGUCGUUUCCAAUCUGAGUUGGUCUUCCUUUUACUAUAACAAAGUCAAAAGUCAUUAUACUGCGGUUAAUGCUCAGGAAGAUAUUACUGCGCAUAACGAGGUACUGCGGUUAACUAUCUUCAGAUUUUAUGGAUUCAUCAAAAUAAUGUCUGACACUUCCUUUUACUAUAACAAAGUCAAAAUGGCAAACCUAACGGGGAUCAAGAAGUAUAUGUAA
Messenger RNA from Phycomyces blakesleeanus NRRL 1555(-), 378 nucleotides. RefSeq lists its product as hypothetical. Bases 1 to 378 code for a protein of 125 amino acids. Lineage: Eukaryota; Fungi; Mucoromycota; Mucoromycetes; Mucorales; Phycomycetaceae. The record is from RefSeq and is a predicted model, not a curated record. The transcript is spliced from 3 exons.